Molecule: messenger RNA, 1863 nt
Organism: Rhipicephalus sanguineus (brown dog tick)
Lineage: Eukaryota; Metazoa; Arthropoda; Arachnida; Ixodida; Ixodidae
Exons: 3
Coding region: 608-1765 (385 amino acids)
Source: RefSeq, a predicted model, not a curated record
UCUUCUUUCUGGCCUGCACUUGACUCGCUUCCUCUCCGAGUGGCACGAUUCGUCCCCCUCAGCGACGCAUAGGGCCCACGCCAGUGGAACCACCGGUAAACUGGAUGGUCCCGAAGUAGUGGAGAGAAGGCCAUCAGAGAUGUCCCGGCUGCUUCCCCCCUUUGCCCCUGUGGUGCACGAGCCUGUAUUGUGGCCGGACCACCUGUACACGCGCGGCUGAGCAUUUCGGAAAGGGUAGCGAACGCACAGGAGAAGAAGCACCUCUCCAGUGCGCAGUUCCUACCCGUGGCGUGCGGCGCCUUCGAAUCGAAAGUGCGUCGCUCUCGACAUUCUACGUGUCUUUCUUGAUUUACUUUCGCGCUGCUCUCCUGAACCCUCUCCUGGUAGCGUGCGUUGCCACUGCCAUCUCUCUCUCCUAAUAAAAGGGUGCGGCCUGGAGAUUUCUAUAAGAAGCCCUGCCGUCGACCGCGCUCUGGACUGAUGUUCACAAGGCAGUUUAAGUGAUCGGGAGGCAAGCGGACCCUUCUUGCCUGACUUUGGUUGCGCGAGUUUGGCGCUGGUGUUCUUUGCCUGAUACUCGCCGUAUCACCGCUUUGCCCCAUGAGCCAUGAGGUUUAACAUAUAUUUCAAGCUCCUGCUGGUCGGCCUGGUAAUCGGCGUGGGAUCGGCCACAGAACCGCUUCCUGUUGGCGCAACACGAGCGGAUGACAAGGACGACGCGAACACAAGACAUGUCACCGUCGACACACCAACCACGCCAUCGAAGCUCCUGGUACCGAGCUCUGCCGCGGUACAAGCAUUGGGAAGCACGCCCCUCGAUACAGGGCCUAGUUACAACCCCGGAGGUUUUUUGCCUCUUUCAACUGGAAAACCUACGCAUGAAUCACUCGUGCUCAUACCGAGCAACAUGUAUGGACCUUUCGCAGCACCUUUCCACAUGUCAUUACCUUACCACCCUAUGCCACCAUUUCCCCUGGCUGUGUCCUACGUGAUACAUAGGCACCCGAGCUUCGACAUCGGCAAUGCGAGAUACCCAUUUGAGAUAUACCACACCCCAACAACACACUUUAUACCAGUGCUGUCCUAUCUUCCUCCACUGCCGCCACCUCCUCCAGGUUACCCGCCUCUGCCGCCCCUACCUGGUCGUCCCGGGAAACUUCCGUCGCCCUCUCCGGCUCCAAAGCCACCAAGUCUUCCGAAGCCUCAACUGCCGCCCACUCGGAGACCUCAUAUUCCUCCUAGGGUGCCUUCACCUCCACGGCAGCCGCCAAGGACGCCAUUGCCGACGCCAUCCCCUCCCGUCAGGCCAGCACCCCCAAAGAGACCCGUGUCGCCCCCGAGAAAGCAGCCGCGACCGCCGACAGUCAGACCCCCGCAGCAGCCACUGCCGGUUCCCAAACCACUGCCAGUGCCGAAGCCAGUACCUAGGCCUCCUUCCUUGCCGAAACCUCCAACUUUGCCCAAGCCUGAGAGGAAGCCGGAGCCCCCUGAAACAGGACCAGUUCCCUUGCCAGAGGACGAGGACGAAACCGAGAUCGCCGACCCACAAUCCGAUCCACCGGUGCUUUCAGAAGAGAAUGCUCCUGGACGCGAAGAAUUUCCGAGUUACUACGAACCCGAUGCACUUUCAGCCCAGGUUGCUGCGGAAAAAGUCACCGAUGCUGCCAGCACUACAACAGGCGGCACUAUUGGCCUCAAUGGUGCAGUUGAUUCGAAGGCGUACCCGGAGUCCUCUGCUUACGAUAGCCACGUCGUGGAAGUCUGAAGUCUGGCGACCGCAUGCUGACCGUUGUGUUGUGCAGUGUAUCGAUUCCUUUACUUCGCAUCUGAGCCGCGUUAUUUAACAAUACAUCCAUUUGCCGC